AGAUUCAUCAAGAGGAAUGUCAGCCUCGGGAUGUAACCCUGCUUUUGAUUGGCCAAAGCAAGUCACGUGAUCAUUUCCCAAGCGGAGUUUCCACGACAGCUGGAAGCCGAGCGGCACAGGCGCAUCGCUUCUUUGCUAAAUUAUUGGAAAUAACACGACUUCUGCUCGUCUCAGCACCUCCAGAUAAACCCUGGUCUGGCAUGGGCGACAAGAGGAGUCCCACAAGGCCGAAGCGUCAACCGAAGCCCUCCUCCGACGAGGGGUUUUGGGACUGCAGCGUGUGCACGUACAAGAACACAGCAGAGGCUUUUAAGUGCAUGAUGUGUGAUGUCAGGAAGGGGACGUCAACAAGGAAGCCUCGUCCCGUCUCCCAGCUCGUCUCGCAGCAGCAGGUAACGCAGCAGUUUGUGUUGCCCUUGCAGCCCAAAAAGGAGAAGAAGGAGAGAGUAGAGAGGGAGAAGAGCGACAGAGAGCCAGCGCUCAAGAAGAACAGUCACAAGAAGAUGAGGCCGAGGUUAAAAAACAUUGACCGGAGCAGCGCCCAGCACCUGGAGGUGACGGUUGGGGACCUGACAGUCAUCAUAACGGACUUUAAGGAGAAGGCCAAGCCCUCGUCCACCUCGGCUACGGCAUCCAGCACCACGUCUACGGCCGAGCACCACAGCCAGAACGGCUCCAGCUCAGAGAACACAGAGAAGGGGCUUUCCCGCUCCUCCUCUCCCAGAGGAGAGGGGAGCUCGGUCAAUGGAGAGUCUCACUGAGUCACCCCAAAUCCCCAUUGCCCUCCAACCCCAUCUCAUCUGCAAGCCCACAGGUCCCUUGUGGGAUAUCCUUGCCUCUACUUUAUAGCUGCACAUUAUUGACUAAAACAGCUUUGCUUUCUUUUUCUCUUUCUUUUGGAUAUUGAAAUUUCAGUAGGAAUUGUGACCAACUAACAGAUAAAGCGAAUUUAAAUCCAUUUCAAGAUUCUCCACAGCAGUGGAAUUCUACAUUUAGAAAGCAAUAUAAAAAAGACCUUUUACUCCAUCUUGGAAGUUUUUAGUGACCUACAUUUUCACUUGGACAUUUAGUGUAACCGGAAGGAUCCCGCACGCUAUCCAAACCUUGCUACAAGAGCAUUUGCUAAGACAAUUUUAUUCUGAAGAAGAACUUCCUCAGAACAGAUCUGAGAUGUCUGAAUAAAUGUUUGGAGAAGCUUAAUGACCCUGUGCGGUUUCUUUCAGAUGCACCAGCCUGUCCAGGUGGGGGUUUUUCUUUUGUUUUUUAUACUUUUGGUAAAUGAAAUGUGCAGCCCCACCCUUGACAUUACCUUCAGCUGCCGGCAGAGUGACCUAUUCUUCCCACAUGUGGAAUAUUCAGCCUCUGUCUGGAAUCUUUACCUACCUGUUAUAAACCUGAACCGUCUAUUACGCACUCUCGGUGCCCCUACACUGAAUCUUCAACCUCUCAGCAAACCUUUGCUCCUGCACUCGAUUACUCCAAGCUUUUACUUGUGGACUGCCUCUGCUGUGGAGUGACUUUUGACAUAGCACAGCGGCUGUACUCUGACUGGCACCAUUUGGUGUUUUUGGGUAAUGUUUGGAGCAGGUUGUUUAGUUCAGGUAAUGCUCGUUGUGUCCAUAUAAAGGACAUUGGGCAGGUUUUGAUAAAUAGCCCUCUUUUAAAUGGUGCGGGAACAUAUGGUUUAUGAUUUUAAAAGGAAAAUGCCGGUGUUUUUUGUUUUCAGUUUGUGCCAUUAAACCACGUUGAUCCUUUUUUUUUGGUUUGCACAUAGUCGUGUCAUGUUGAAGACAAAAUCUAUCUUCUACCUUUGCAGCCCUUCAUUUUGUAUCACUAACCUGCAUUAAGUGAUAUUUUUGAUGUGUUAAAAGCUAAAUAUAUUGAGAAGUAGCAAUUAGCAACCCCCCGGGGCAGAAAAACGCGGAAGUGUCAAAAACCGCAGUCCCUCAAAUGACCACUUGAGGCUGGCUCCAAAAGGGAAUCAAUCCCUAUAGAUCAGUGACUGUAAAAAUAAUUUAGACCCCUGUGUGAAAUGGUUUAAUCUCUAUUCCCUUUUUUGAUUCAUGAAUCUUUAUAUAACUGGUCCAUUUAAAUUAUAUUCGGGCUUAAAGUAUGCAUAAUUAAGGGCGUAGGCUGCUUUGAGUGACAGGUGGGUGCCAUCACAGGUGGCUAGCUCAGCAACCAGGCUUCUUCAGCCCGCCUCAGCUCCACCUCUUGCCUAUUUUUUGGAUUAUCCGGCAGCAGGCAGAGUCAGGCAGUGCCAAGAUGGCGACGGCCCGAGCUGCCCACACUGAGCUUCACAAUGGCUCUUCAAGAAUCUAUGGGUGAUGUCACAGACGCUAUGUCCAUGUUUUAUACACUCUAUGGUUUUGACCCUCACAUAGACCAACCAUAAACUACCAGCUCAGACAAGCUGUUAACGCCAUCUGGCCAGCAUGAGAUCACAUAAGAUUAAAGUUUUUGGAAACGAAAGUCUUUAGAUGAGUCAAAAUUGUGUUAUGUUGGUCAGAAGACCAGAAACACUGAUCCAAAGGGAUUUUUUAAAUUUUGCUGUCUGCUAGAUAUGCAAGUAGGCAAUACGUCACAAAGAUAUUAGUCACAACAGCUCAAAUCUGUCUCUCAGGGCUUUGUUUCUUUGACUUGAUUCUGCACUCUUGCUGUACCCUCAUGCAAUCAAAACGAUCACUUAAUGCAACUUUAAUAAUUACCUAAGCUUUGUAAUAAUGUUCAGUCAUACUUCACCUGUCACAUUUUAAGUACAUGAUGGACGUGGCUCCCACAGAAUUUUAUAUAUAUAUAUAUAUAUAUAUAUAUAUAUAUAUAUAUAUAUAUAUAUAUAUAUAUAUACGCAAAUACAGUUCUUCAUAUAUCAUAGUUCUGCUUGCAUUCGGCAUGCUUAUUUGCUCAACCAAGAGCUCAUUUCAAGCUUGUUUCAGAGAUGGAAAUAAAAGAAGCGCUGAUUUUAAAAUGUCAACUAAAUGUAGAUGUUAGUUAAGGCACUCUUGUUUUAAAUGACACCGGUAUUCUCCUUUUAGUCUCUGCUGCACAAACAGGGUUGCACCUGCUCAGCGUCACAGUGGAAAACCAGAGGGUGCUCACGCUGUUCCGCCCCCACUGUGAGCCCAGUGUGGAGACUGCAUGGUGCUUCUACAACAGAAAAGGAGCAUUGACUUCUGGACAUGCACAGUUAUCAGCUGCAUAAGGUGAUGGCCUGCGGUAUGAUGGACUUCAUAAACUGUUUAAAUUCCUCCAUUUUGACGUAGCAAAGUGGGGGAGCUUUAGAAUAUACUAAACCCCCAGCAGAACAAUUAUAGAUCAACCUAACUACACAAUAAUGUAUGAAACCUGUAGAAUACUACACAGAUAAAAUGGAUAUUUCUAAAAUAUUGUACUACAAUGUUUUGAUGUGGUUGUAUUAUCCAUCAUAGCAGUGUUAUUGUCGAGAUUUUUACUUUAACAUUUUAGCACAGAUCCUGAGAACUGUCAUGGCAUGAUAAUAUUAUGGUCUCGGUAUAUUGUGGGACAGGCUACGUCUCUUAGUUUGUUAGCAUUGUUAUAUGUGUCAGUUCUCACAUGGUUCGCCACACUAGCUGGGACUAGCUGGGUGGACCCGUGAGAAAUGUUCGAAUGGACGUUUGUUAUUUGGUUGUGGCAAAAAUGGAAAGACACUUAAAAAUACGUUGGUUGUCACCUGUUGAUAUUUUUUUGUUUUGCUUUGCCAUGCUCAGUUGUUUUAAAAUGUGUGAGCUUGUUUAUUACAUGUCUGAAUAAGAAAAAUUCAAACAAAAGAAAUCAUUUUUACUUUUUGUAAGAUGUCACUUUCAUACGUAUGCAUGCAUUGUUUACACUUUUGGGUUGUCACUGGUUUGCUAAUCUAGGCUUUUUCUAAGAGUGUUUUUGCUGUUGUGUUUUCAGCUCCAUCUGGUGAACGACUUAACUGCUACUACUAGGCGUACAGAGAUCAGGCCCAUAAUGCAACUUUGCAUUUGUUGAAAUUGGUGAAAAACCAUGUAAUGGUUAAGUCAUAAUAUAGGCAUACAGUAGUUAUGAGCAUAAGGUAUGGGUUACACACUAAUUAGUCAACCACUACAGUCAAUAACCUAAUCUUCCUACACUAAAUGAAAAUGCAGUUGACAGUCAUGUCUGUUCUAGUGGAGCCACAUCAAUAAAGACGAAUAAAGCCAUGAA
This is a messenger RNA of Etheostoma spectabile (orangethroat darter), 4188 nucleotides long. It is a transcript of the gene yaf2, whose product is annotated as YY1 associated factor 2. Lineage: Eukaryota; Metazoa; Chordata; Actinopteri; Perciformes; Percidae. Gene Ontology annotation, molecular function: DNA binding; transcription coregulator activity. The transcript is spliced from 4 exons. Gene Ontology annotation, cellular component: nucleus. Bases 201 to 761 code for a protein of 186 amino acids. The record is from RefSeq and is a predicted model, not a curated record. Gene Ontology annotation, biological process: positive regulation of DNA-templated transcription.